CCACGACACCGCAGCUUUCAACACUACAACCACCACCUCCUCACUACUCCUCCAUCCUCACGCGCACCGCCUAGGCUUUCUCCAUAGGAAGGGUCAUCUCUCGUGGAAUCUCCAGACAGCCACCUCCACAAAAUAAACAGUUUGAACACAGGACGAAACUAUGGCCGAUUCACUGUCCCCAAUUGGCAUUGCCAAUUUGCCCAACCAGCGACACAAGAUUGUUGCGAAGCGUGGUGCUGCUUUCACGAUAAUGGUCGCUGGUGAGUCCGGACUCGGAAAGACCACCUUCAUCAACACCCUCUUCUCGACGACCAUCAAGAACUAUGCCGAUCACAAGCGCCGACACAACAAGCAAGUCGACAAGACUGUUGAGAUCGAGAUCACCAAGGCUGAGCUCGAGGAGAAGUUCUUCAAGGUCCGCCUCACCGUCAUUGACACCCCUGGAUUUGGCGACUACGUCAACAACCGCGACUCGUGGCAGCCCAUCAUCGAGUUUUUGGAUGACCAGCACGAGUCCUACAUGUUGCAGGAGCAGCAGCCACGCCGCACGGAUAAGAUCGAUCUCCGUGUCCACGCCUGCUUAUACUUCAUCCGCCCAACUGGACACAACCUCAAGCCCCUGGAUAUUGAGGUCAUGAAGAGGCUCUGCACUCGCGUGAACUUGAUCCCCGUCGUUGCAAAGGCCGAUACUCUCAGCCCCACCGACUUGGCCAAGUUCAAGUCAAGGGUCCGCUCUGUUAUCGAGGCCCAGGGCAUCAAGAUCUACCAGCCCCCGCUUGAGGACGAUGACCAGGCCGCUCUUGCCCACGCCCAGGGCUUGAUCAAUGCCAUGCCUUUCUCUGUCAUCGGAUCUGAGAAGGACGUCCAGACCAAUGACGGCCGUACCGUCAAGGGACGACAGUAUGCUUGGGGUGUUGCUGAGGUCGAGAACGAGGAGCACUGCGACUUCAAGAAGCUCCGUGCUAUCCUUAUCCGAACCCACAUGCUUGACCUUAUCCACACCACUGAGGAGAACCACUACGAGGCAUACCGUGCCGGCCAGAUGGAGACCAGGAAGUUCGGAGAGGCUCGCCCACGGAAAUUGGACAACCCCAAGUUCAAGGAGGAGGAGGAGGCGUUGCGCAAGCGCUUUACCGAGCAGGUCAAGGUCGAGGAGCAGCGAUUCAGGCAGUGGGAGCAGAAGCUCAUCGCAGAGCGCGACCGUCUCAACAAGGACCUCGAGCAGAGCCACGCUAUGAUCAAGCAGCUCGAGCAGGACGUCGACAACCUCCAGGGCAGCGUCAACCGCUCCCACGGCCGCCGCUAAGUGUGGUCUCGGGCGUAGGUGGAGUACUUCGUUCCUCACAGUUGCACAUAAGGCUCCAAGGAGCUUCUUAUCUUCAAUAUCUUAUUUUUCCAAGAUUCCCCUCCCUUUCUGUUUCAUAUGUUUGUAAUGUCGCGUAGCGACGGGGUUCUGGCUGUCAAAUAGGGGCUUGUUUUGAUGGACAGUUACACGAGGGAAAAGUUCUGGACUUGAGGGGCUAGUAGCUUUCUCCUAGAACUAGUAGAUUAAUAUAUUGUGUUGCGGCCGGUCGCAUUGUUGAGCCUUCUAAAUGGGAUUAUACUCUCUAAAGAGCGAUCUUUCGCGAACGUAGCCAACGGCACCAUUCACUUCACGUC
Molecule: messenger RNA, 1659 nt
Organism: Aaosphaeria arxii CBS 175.79
Lineage: Eukaryota; Fungi; Ascomycota; Dothideomycetes; Pleosporales
Product: Septin
Exons: 6
Coding region: 161-1306 (381 amino acids)
Biological process (GO): cytoskeleton-dependent cytokinesis
Cellular component (GO): septin complex; microtubule cytoskeleton; cytosol
Molecular function (GO): molecular adaptor activity; GTPase activity; GTP binding
Source: RefSeq, a predicted model, not a curated record